AAUCAAAAAUAUAUAAAAUCGGAACCGGGGCAGAGAGUCUAUUUAGCAAAGUCACACUUGCACCAAUCUGCAGUCCUCAACGAUCUUUACUCAUCACAAAAAUAUAAAUACUUGUCGCUGCUAUGAAUAUCCUGAAAACCUUUGUCGUACUCGUCAUUAUCGUAGGGGUCUACGCUGAAGACGAUCCCCGCUGUCCAGAAAACUGUGAAUACCAGCCAGUUGCCUGCGAAUGCGCUGUGUUCUUCCAAUGUCGUGACGGCGUCUACUCUGAGUACCGCUGUCCGAAUGGUCUCCACUUUAACGCCGCCACCAAGGCCUGUGACCGAAUUGAGAAUGCUGCAUGUUCCUUGGAGCCUGAAUUUUGCUGUGAAUGUAAGCAUAUAGGAGAGCCUUGCAAAAAGGACUAUAUUUUCCAGGACUACGACCGCUCCGUCCAAUAUACCGGGGAUGAAAAUUGUCUGAGGGAGACUCGCACGUGUGGACACGGAUUAGUAUGGAACCCAAAUGCAAAUGAUGUCGGAGGAAGCUGUGAUUUUACUCACAACAUUCCAAAUUGCAGAAACAAUACUAUUCAACUUUAAUUUGUAUCAAAUAUCAUUUGAAUCAAAUCGCUUAAAAAUGUAGUUUAUUUAUUGUGUGUUACAAAAAAGUAUGCAGUUCAUCGGAGCUGUUAUUUAUAAAUAUAUAUCCAUAUCUGCAUAAUCGAAAUUAUAUCUUGUUUGACUCCAACAUGCAUGGCACCGGGCACGGUUUUAGAUAUAUGUAUAUUUUAUUUUCAUAUAAUUUCGGAAAUUUUAUGUCUUAAAAAAUUUUCUGAAUGGGGCUUGCUGAGAUGGUGACGCAAGACGGCCGAGAUAAAUAUCAAUCUGAAUCUGAAUAUCAAAUCCUAGCUAUGCAUAAAUACAUAUUUAAGUUUGCCUUAUCAUAAAACACCACCACCAACCACCACUGAUGAUCCAUGUGUGCGUAUACGUUAUGUUAUAUGUAUGUACACUUUAGCUUGGAAUAGCCCGUGUUUUAUCCAAUGGCCGAAAUAUCUCUUCAUUUCUACUGUCCCAAUGUUCUAAUUCAAUAAUUUUGUAACCAAUUAACUCAUAAAGACAGCCAUAAAGAAAGUUUUCAAUUUUUUGCAACUUCUGUGGUUGAUUAUCUAAGACUCUAUCGAAUUUUGACUUCGCCGAAUUCGUAAAUAUGUGCAUAGUGCUUAAAUAAAACCCGUCGUUAAUUAUCCAUUCCUCAACUUGUCGAUCUGAAAAUGCGUGUUCUCAUUGUGGGUGGGGGAGGUUACAUUGGUUUCCACAUUGGUCUCGAACUGGCCUCACGCCAACAUGAAGUUACACUAUUUGAUCUGCAUCCCCCAAAUCCGGUCUGGUAUGACAAAUCCGAAACAUGCCCCCUUCCAUUUGUGACGGGGAGCAUUUUAUGUCUCCCCGAUUUGGAACAAGUUCUCUCCCUCUCUAAAGCAGAGGGUGUCAUCCAUUGUGCAGCGCAUGGAAUGUCCUCCAGAGAACAACUUCCAUCCGCUUCAUCGCUUACCGAGUCGAUCAAUAUUGAUGGAACAAGUCUACUCCUCAAGGUCUGCUCAGGACCAUCAUCUUCCGUCACGAGUUUAGUAUACACGUCAACUUUUAAUGUGGUUUUUGGCUGCGACGAGAUCAUCGGAGGUGACGAAAACCUUCCAUACUUCCCCCUUCAUCGACAUUGGGACAAUUACUCCAUCAGCAAAAGUGUGGCCGAGCGUCUGGUUCUUGCUUCGUCUGGAAAAAAUAAAAAGUUUCAUACGUGUUCUCUUCGCUUAGCGGGAGUGAUGGGAGUGGGAGAAACUCGUCACCUCCCACGAAUCGUAGCUUCUCUGCCCUUUCUCAAAUUCCGGUAUGGCAACGCUAAGGUACAAUUUGUGGGAAUAAAGAACGCUGUACAAGCUCAUGUAAAAGCGUUAGAAAAGUUGCACGAUGACCCUGAUGUGGUUGGAGGAGAGGCAUAUUUUAUCAGUGACGGGAAACCGAUUGAACAUUGGGAGUACUUCAGACCCUUAAUUGAAGGUUUAGGAUAUACAUAUCCCAAAUGGGUAUUGCCAGUUGGACUCAUGUGGAUUUUUGUACUUUUGGGACAAUUCUUUUUAAGAGUGUUUGGGGAAAUAUGGGGGGCUGGAAGAGGAUUAUUUCUGUCGCCGGCAGAACUGCUGAAAACGUCGGUGACACACUGGUUUUCGAUUGAUAAAGCAAAACAGCAUUUUGGUUAUGCACCAGAAGAUGUAAAUGAUUUAAGUGGUGUGCUACAUGAAUAUAGGAGAAAAAUGGGGCUGUCCCCACUCCUAAAAUUUAGGAAAAAUGAUACUUAAAGGAAGAUUAUAUCAGUAAUGUCUCUUGUUUCUUUUAAGUAUGAUGCGUUCAGUUUUGUAUUUUUCCAUUAAAAGUAAUAAAAUAUUUGUGAGAGAAGCAUUGUACAAUGUACAUCCUUCUGGACCUCAUAUCACCUCCAGCCUAUGACAACUUUGAUUGACGUGUGAGUUAUCUCAAGUAGGAAAAUAACAGACGAACUGAGGAUGAGUUUUCAUUGUGUAUUGUAUGUAGAAAAUGCUGACAGCAACACUUUUCCCUCUGACUGUUACAACAACCACAGUUUAACUUUCUCAGCCUUAGAAACUAUUGGUUUGUGGACUGGGUUUUAUCAAUUGUGUUACGAAUCACUGGAUGCUGAACUGGACAAAACAGCUAUUAUAGAGAUUCAUAUGUAUGUAUAUAUUGUCAGUAAUCCAUAAUUAGACUUUGACCUUGACUGGUCUCUCUCAAAAUUAUCAGUUCAUGCAAUAGCCUCAUCCUUCCUCGACUGAUUUUAUUGAUGUAUUGUUAUGGUAUGAGGUUGAUGUAAAGAACCUACUGAACUGGUCACACACCCACUUUCAUCACUCAAAUAAACAAAUUCACUUUCAAUCAAAAAUUAAAUAAUCGAUAAUCACUUAUAACUUAUCAGCUAUCAAAGAGUUUCCAUUAAAUCAUUAACGUACAUAUUUAUAUGCAUGCAUCUAUGUGCAUACAUACAUAUGCCAAAAAUCAUUAACUGCAUAACACCAUUGACUAGCACAAGCUGUAUUACCUUUGAUGGUUUGGAAUUAGACUGGUCAUAGCAUACUAGACAUAAAUCUCUUGAUUUUAACUCUAAAGAAAGUGAUUAAAGUAAAACUUAAAAAUGUUUGGCGUGCAACGAACGAAUCGUGGCGGUCAUCUUGUCCUUGACACGGUUGACAGACCACUUACUCGGGUGGAACUACACGUACAUAUUGAUGGAUCCAUACGGCAUGAAACAGUGUAUGAAAUUGCAAAAGAAAAGAAAUUACGCCUCCCAGGUCGUGGCACCUUUGAAGAACUUGUGGAUUACCUCGUGGUUAAGAGUCCUACUGAUUUGUGUGGAUUUUUAUCCAGAUUUGACAUCGUUCUUGCUUGCCUCAAGGGAGACCUUGUUUCGAUUCAACGUCUCGGCUAUGAAUUUGUAGAGGAUUGUUCCAAGCAUGGGAUUAUUUAUGCGGAAGCCAGAUUCUGUCCACACAUACUGAUUCCCGACGAUAUUAUCGCUGAACAGAAAAGUCUGGGCGAGUCAACCCCAUCCAGUAAAAAAUGGGUAUGGGAUGUUGCGUCUGCUCUCAUCAAAGGUUUGCGACAAGGUCGGACCGAAUUUGGAUGUCACGUAAAUCUAAUUGCAACCUGCAUCAGGGGAAUGACGCCUGUCUGGUAUACGGAAACGAUUGAACUUUUACUCGAUAAGAAUUUUCAUGGCGGGUAUAUUGCCGGGUUGGAUAUUGCGGCGUUACCAGAAACAGCGUGUGAGUCACACAUGAUUGAAAAAGAAGCUCUGGAUCUUUUUGAUAUGGCUGUGAAACAUGGAAUUCACCGCACCGUUCAUGCUGGUGAAUCUGGUGGAGCAUUUCAAGUGAUGAACGCACUCGACUUACUUCACGCAGAAAGGAUUGGUCAUGGAUAUCGGAUCGUGGAGGAUGCUUCAGUUUACAAUAGAGUCAAACAAGCCAAUAUACAUUUAGAGUGCUGUCCGUGGUCCAGUUUACUCACUGGAGCAGUUAGUCUUGGGACGCAUCCUCAUCCCAUUGUCAAAUUCUUCCAGGAUGGUUUCAACCUCUCGAUAAACACUGACGACCCCACAAUGACUGGGACUAGGUUGGAUGACGAGUUCAAGCUUUUGUCAAACUGGGGAUUAUGUGAGGCUCAUUUUGUGCGUGCCAGUUUUAAUGCUGCUCGAUCGUGCUUUCUUCCGGAAGGAGAGAAAAAAGAUUUAAUACAAAAAUUGGGCAAGAAUUAUGGAGCAAUUCUUCUCUAAGCUGUGCAUUUGUACACAUGACUAUAAUUGCUUUUAAUUCCUUAUGCAUCCUUUUAUUGAAAUAAAAUUUUAUUGUGACAAAAUAUUUACAAUAA
This is a messenger RNA of Folsomia candida, 4424 nucleotides long. Its product is annotated as adenosine deaminase. Gene Ontology annotation, molecular function: adenosine deaminase activity. The coding region runs from base 3190 to 4329 and encodes 379 amino acids. Lineage: Eukaryota; Metazoa; Arthropoda; Collembola; Entomobryomorpha; Isotomidae. The transcript has 11 exons. The record is from RefSeq and is a predicted model, not a curated record. Gene Ontology annotation, biological process: inosine biosynthetic process; hypoxanthine salvage; purine ribonucleoside monophosphate biosynthetic process. Gene Ontology annotation, cellular component: external side of plasma membrane; cytosol.